Manduca sexta (tobacco hornworm) is the source of this 1642-nucleotide messenger RNA. RefSeq names its product spidroin-2. The record is from RefSeq and is a predicted model, not a curated record. Lineage: Eukaryota; Metazoa; Arthropoda; Insecta; Lepidoptera; Sphingidae. Gene Ontology annotation, cellular component: extracellular region. Gene Ontology annotation, molecular function: chitin binding.
GCGCCUUCGUGCUAGCGCUCCGUACGUACACGGUUUAGUUUAAGACAUCACAAGCAGCACCGACAUCAUGCUGCGUUUAUCAACGUUCUGCUUGCUACUGGCUCUAGCAGCCGCUCAAAGUGGUUACGAAUACAACAGACCAGGGAAACCGUUCGGUCCAGGAUCGACGUCCAGCCGACCGGGAUACUCAACAGCACAAUCAGGUGGCUUCUCAACUACCACCUCUUACCCCAUAAGACCAUCAAGCGAUGACUACUCCAGCUCUACUCAAGGAUACCCAUCUGGACCCUCCGGAUACCUAAGUAGUCCAGGAUAUCCAGGAUCGACCAGUCAACGGCCUCUAUCUGGCUACCCGGGAGGAUCAUACCCAGGCCAGGGUGGCCCCGGGCAAGGACCUAGUGGACCAGGAGGUUAUCCAGGUCAAAGUGGACCCUCGUAUCCAGGGCAAGGACCAAGUGGACCCGGAGGCUAUCCUGGACAAGGACCUCGUGGGCCUUCAGGCUAUCCGGGACAAACCGGAUCGUUUCCCGGGCAAGGCGGGAGGGGACCCGGUAGUUUCCCCGGUUCAGGAUUCCCAGGAUCGGGAUCGCCUGGUUUUGCUCCAGGUUCUCCAGGCUUCGGGCCAGGAGGACCAGGAUUCGGACCAGGUUCUGGAUUUGGUCCUGGAUCGCCUGGGUUUGGACCUGAAGAUACUGGAGCUUAUCCUGGUGGCGACUACUCUGCUAUCCCUGGUACACCAGACAUUGAUUAUCCAAUCUAUUCUGACGUCCCUCAAACUUCUUUCAACUGUGAAUCUCAAGCUUACCCUGGAUAUUAUGCCGAUGUAGAAACUCGUUGUCAAGCCUUCCAUGUGUGCUCUAAUAACAAAACCUACGACUUUCUCUGCCCUAAUGGUACUAUCUUCUCACAAGAAGUAUUCGUAUGCGUCUGGUGGGACCAAUUUGACUGCAACUCCGCUCCUGGACUCUAUGGUCUCAAUGCCAAUCUUUAUGACUAUUCUAUAAUUGGAUCUCCUGGUAAUUAUCCUCAAGGACCUCAAGGAAGUUAUCCAGGCAGUUCGGGACUUCAAAGGCCGGGGUCUGGUUACCCGGGAGGCCCUGGAACUCAAAGACCCGGUGGGUCCUACCCGGGAGGCUUUGGACCCCAAGGGCCUGGUUACCCUGGCUCUGGACCUCAAGGACCGUCUAGUGGCUACCCUGGAGGUUCCGGACCUACCUCCCAGGCUACCCUGGAUCAGGACCAGGAUCUUCUUAUCCAGGCAGCUCUGGCCAAGGACCAUCUACUGCUUAUCCAGGAACAAGUUCAGGCUAUCCAGGCAGUGGAUCCUAUCCAGGAAGUCCAGGACCACAAGGACCAUCAACAGCAUACCCCGGGACUAGUGGCACACGAGGACCAUCAUAUCCAGGAAGUUCCGGGCCAGGUUAUCCUGGUUCAGGUUCCUACCCAGGAUCCAGUUCCUCGAGCUAUCCAGGCGGAAGUAGUGGCUACCCGUCAGGAAGACCAAGCGGUCCUGGUUUCCCUGCCGGUCCCGGUGGAAGACCACAGCAGCCUAACAGAGAAUACCUCCCACCUAGAAACUGAGCAAGCUAGCAAACUUCGAUCGAAUAAAAUCAGUAUUUUACAUGCCAAAAGAGGAUUUUAG